Molecule: messenger RNA, 1805 nt
Organism: Salarias fasciatus (jewelled blenny)
Lineage: Eukaryota; Metazoa; Chordata; Actinopteri; Blenniiformes; Blenniidae
Product: E3 ubiquitin-protein ligase TRIM21
Exons: 9
Coding region: 18-1334 (438 amino acids)
Molecular function (GO): protein binding
Source: RefSeq, a predicted model, not a curated record
UCUCCACAGUAAGAAACAUGGCGACCUCUACAGUAAAGAAGAAGGGCAUCCUUAAGUUUCCCAAAAAAGUGCGCAACAAGUAUGAGAAGCGCACCGCCACCCAGAGCAGCACCAUCGACGCCGUGCGCUGGGACAUGCCCGACCUGGAACAGCCGUACAACUCGGCCCCCAGCAUGGCCUUCAGCAGACACACCAGAGGGCCGCAGCGACGCUCUCGAAACUGCAGCAUGAAGGAACUGAGCAGCCUGCAGGAGUGUGUGCAGUUCAUCCACCACUGGAAGGAGCAGGUGGACCAGCUGUGUAAGCCGGGCUGCGGUCAAAUCGAGGAGGCCGCCGGUCAGCAGGAGGCCAAGAGGUCGACGGGCCGGGCCCAGCGCAGCCUGGAGGAGAGCAGGAAGCUCAUCCUGGAGUGGGCCGGCGAGCUGCGGCACGUCGACAAGCUGCUGCAGGAGACGUCCUGGGCGCGCGACAGUCAGGAGCACGGAAGCGACAAGGGUGCGGAGGCCGCCCAGGAAACGCACAUGCAGAUCAUGGAGUGGGCCAAAGAGCUGAAGAUGGCCGCCGAGAGCUGCGGCAUGCAGAGCGAGAAGCUGAAGAAGGUGGUGCACCUGCUGAGCCAGAAGAAGAGGCUGCUGGUGCGCCUGGUGCCGCUGCUGGAGUUCAUCACCUGGUCUCUGCUGAAGGAGGACGGCACGAAAACGAUCCCACAGCUGUGGCUGCUGGUGAAGCAGAGGACCUGGAAGGCAGGGAUUCCCAGAUACAUCCCAAACUCAGUUUGGAGUUGGAUUAGCAGUGCAGCAGCCGACGUGACCCUGGACCCGAUGACCAGCAACCCGUGGCUGCUGCUGUCCAAGGACCGGCGCCGGGUCCAGGAGGGCCACAUGGCGUCCGACCCGCCGUCCUCCUCGCAGCGCUUCGACAGCUGGCCCUGCGUGCUGGGCUGGGAGGGCUACGGCGCCGGCCGCCACUACUGGGAGGUGGACAUCGCCAACGGGGGCUGCUGGCGGGCGGGGAUGACCACCUCGGCCUCCAAGCGCCACGGCCACUUCCCCAUGACCCCCAAGCACGGCUACUGGGUGCUGUGGCGCAGCGCGCGCCACCUCUACGUCUGCAGCAAGCCGGAGACGGAGCUGCCGGUCGGCCUGGCGCCCCAGCGCCUGGGCGUCUACCUGGACUACGAGGAGGGUCAGAUCUCUUUCUACAACGCAGAGACCAAGUCCCACAUCUACACCUUCACCGGCGCCUUCAGGGGGAAGCUGUACCCGCUGGUCGCCCCCAUGGACGGACACACACUCAUGACGAUCCGGGCGCCGGACAAGAUCUCUGCCAAGUGAGGGACAUCAGGUUCAGAACGGCAGAGAAGUAUUUGCGAGAGGACAUUACAGGGGGAUUUGUUUGAAACAGAACGACCAGAAAACCUCUCCAAGUCCGAACAUGUAUUCAUCGCAUUCUUGACGUUUUGAUUUUGUCCUCAAAAUGUACAGUUAUCUGUCUCCAGAUGCUUGUUUUUUUUAUAUAGUAGCUUUAAUAAAGCAGCGUUCAGCCUUUUCAAAGCCUUUUUCACCAACGAACCUCGCUCAGUUCUCAGUUUCUGUUUUCCUCGUGAACACUUUCCUCUUGCAUUUUGCACACUUUGGUGUGUGUGUAGGUGAGUUUGAGCCGGUGUGUAACUAUGUGCGUGUGUGGUUCUGUGCCGCUCAUCCCCCCCUCCCACACACACACACACACACACACACACACACAUACUGUAAAUACACGGAACAGAUGAGUGUGUUUUCAGCAGCGACGACCCGAGUAGCAGGUUG